ACCUCCCUCUCUCUCUUUGUGUGUUAUCGAUCUCUCCAUGUUGCUGACAGAAGAUCAAAUUGGAGUUCUCGAAGAUUUGUGAUUAACGAUGGCUUUCAGAAGCUUACACCAGAUUGGAGCUCUCUAUCGUACAGCCCAGAUCGCAGAAUCCUCCCAUCUGCUUGGAAGCUCAAGAAACUAUGCAACUGGUAUUUCAAAUGUCCCGGAAUCUUCCUUCGAGUCAGGGAGUUCCAUGACUUUGCGUUCUGCAAUGGCUGUUGAGUUGCCGCUUUUCUCGAGUGACACAAGGUCGCUAUCAACACAAGUAAAAGCCCCUGCACAAGCAAGACAAAUGAUGGUUCACAAGAAGGGGGUGGAAAAGAACAAAAGAAGACACAAUUAUAGAGAUAAAUACUCUAAUGGCAAAUGGGGACAAAAAUUCUUUAAGGAAAGCAGUUACAGAGAGAAUGUUUUCGGAACUCAAGAAUGAAAUAAAACAAAGAGACUCAAUAUGGAGUAAGGUUUUCUGGGAAAUGGUGGAACAAGUUGUAAAAAUACGAACUUUGCGAGCACGACUGGUAAGUGUCUGUCUGAUUAAUAUAGAUUGUGAUUUAUGCUAUGCAAACACUUCACCAUAACGGAAAAUGGGAUUUACUCAUGUUGAGAUUAUUUGGCUGAAUUCUUGAUGCUGACCGUUUCGUUUUAACUUUUAACUGCUUAGGUUGAAGAAACUUUUUCAUUUUUAUGCUUUUAUGUAUAA
Messenger RNA from Pyrus x bretschneideri (Chinese white pear), 739 nucleotides. RefSeq lists its product as uncharacterized. The transcript is spliced from 7 exons. NCBI's taxonomy places the organism in Eukaryota, Viridiplantae, Streptophyta, Magnoliopsida, Rosales, Rosaceae. The coding region runs from base 89 to 469 and encodes 126 amino acids. The record is from RefSeq and is a predicted model, not a curated record.